Molecule: messenger RNA, 2711 nt
Organism: Adelges cooleyi (spruce gall adelgid)
Lineage: Eukaryota; Metazoa; Arthropoda; Insecta; Hemiptera; Adelgidae
Product: repulsive guidance molecule B-like
Exons: 4
Coding region: 462-1637 (391 amino acids)
Biological process (GO): BMP signaling pathway
Cellular component (GO): plasma membrane
Molecular function (GO): coreceptor activity
Source: RefSeq, a predicted model, not a curated record
CCUACUGCCGCCUCGCUGCCUCACGGUCGACCGUACGUCCGUAUCUUGUUCUCUGCCGUCGACUACCUCCGUAGGUACUCAGUUUGCUGUACACAACAACGAUAGUGUGUGUGAUGUUGUUAUUGCGUUUUGUUGUUUACACCGCCGCCGCCGCCGCCGUUUGAUAGCACUGUUUAUACGCGCAUCUCUAUUUGUUUAUAAUAUUUUAUCAUAAUUAUUAUCGAAAUAUUAUCGUAGUUCGAAAUUAAUUUGAGUGCAGUUGUUUGUUGUUCUACCGUGUGCGCAACGUGCAGUUGUGUCGUUUGCGCGCGUCGUCGUUGAAUCGAUACACCGUUGAUGCUGCUCAUCUUGGUGUUGUUGAUCGUCGUUCCAGAGCUGUGACUGCUCCUGCAGCUAUAAAUGUCAUAAUAUGAAAAUAUGGUAACAUAGUCAAACUCAGGUACUUCUCUCGACCUUCUAUAAUGUUUGUCGUCAACGGAAUUCCUCGCUUGUGGAUUACAUGGGUCACCUUAACAGUGAGCAUCUGUUGGGCUGGUUAUUGCCCACAAGAAAAGUGUUCUUUCUCUAACCAGCCUGCUGACAAUCCAUGUAUGGAUUUAGAAGAAUCCAUCAAAUGCAUGAAAGAAUUAUCGAAAAAAUGUCGGGGAGACAUUGGCUAUCACUCUGCUGUUACAGUAUUAAAUGCGGAGUUCAAAAGAAAAUGUAGCGGCACUGACGAGGCAUCCAGAAACAAUAAUUCUACUGACCACGUACAAUCAAUGGUUCCAAGUAUAUACAACCGACCUGCUUGCCCCGUGUUGUUUAAUGAUCAUCAGGAACAUAGAUUUUGCGGCCUAUUCGGUGAUCCACAUUUAAGGACAUUUGAUAACAAAUAUCAAACGUGUCGCAUUCAUGGUGCUUGGCAAAUGAUCGACAACCCAUUCAUUAGUGUCAUGGUAACUAAUGAUGCUGUUUCAAAUAGUACAACAGCAACUGCUCCUACUAAACUGACACUCAUGUUGAAAGCUCAUAAACCAGAAUGUACUCCACAAAAAAUAUACGAAGCUCAAGGCGAUUCUCAAUUACCCAUGACGUUUGAAGACGGUACCACAACUUUUGGACCGUCGUCUUCACCUACAGUUUCAUUAUCUUGGCGCCCCAACGAAUUUAACAGUGAAACUGUAAUCGUACGGUUAUCAUACAUCUCUACUAUAGUCACUGUAACCAGAGUCGGAAAGUAUUUAUCUGUCUCAGCUAAACUUCCCGUUCAGCUGGCACAAACUUUUAAUCAAGAAAAAAACGAACUCUGCUCAUCUGGUUGUCAACCUUCUGAACAAUUGAAUGUCGAGCACGCCGUAAUAAGUGACUUAGAACAAGCAUUGAAUUUAUGCCACAGCAGUGUAGGUCCAACUGGCCACCGGUUGACCGAUCAGUAUUUAGAUUGGUGUGUAUUUGAUAUGAUGACAUCACAUGACGAACAGUUUAUCAACGCUUCUCAUGCUGCCUAUUCGGAUGUAUUAUUUUUUGAACCGCGAUCAUUGUCAAAUAGAACAUUAAGUGUUUUUGAAUCUGGUCCCAAAUCGACAGCGGGUGCAAGUUGCAUACGCAGAAUAGAAAUAUUUGUUCUCGUUUUGAUAGCGUCAUACAACUUCCUUUGAGUGUUCCUAAUUUUUUAGUUUAUAUAGACAAUAAUUGUAAGCAUCCUUUCCAAUUUUUAAAUAUUUGAAAAAAAAAAUAAAUGUAUUAAUAACUCGGCUUUUAUCUCCUAACAAAAAAAAAAAUUAUUAUAUAGUUUUAUAUCCGGAGAUAAAUUUUGAACGCCUGGCCAGAAAAAAAGCUUAUUUAUAGUUAAUUUUAACAUUGGUAUUAACAUUUGUUGUUUUGUUGUUAUGUUUCGUUUUAAUCAAUUUUUUUAUUUAUAAUUAUGACUUGUUUGGCUGCGUAAAAAUCAUGUUGACAGUAAAUAUUAUAAAAACAUUUUAGAAAUAUUAUUGUUUUCUAAACAUUUUAUUUUUAUAUAUCUGAUUGGUAAUUUUAAAAAUCUUUAAUUAGACAUUGGCCAGGAGUUGCUAUAAUUGUACAACUUACAUAUUCCGUUUGUAUUUUAAAUGUUAUUCUUAAAUAUUUUUAAAACUUAAUUCUGUAUCAUUUCCAAUAAGAUAAACCUUAUAGUUAGAUAUUAAACAAUUAGUGUUAUGACCUAAACUUAAAAAAAAAAUGCUGUAAAUUAUGACAACUUAAAAAAUAUUUGUAUUAUUAUUAUUAUAGUGCUUUAUUUGUUUUCUAUAGCUAUUAUGUAAAUACUCAAAACGUUACCAUCAAAUUGUAUAAGUCUAUGUAUUUUAUCAUAAAUAGUUUUUUUUUGACACGUUAUGUCUUUGAUCCUAGUCUGAAUUUUGUGAUUUAUAUAUUAUUAUUUAAAUUUAAGAAAAACUUGUGUAUAUGUUACUUUAUAAUAGAUGUAAUAUAAUAUACAAAAUACAUAUUUGUACAUGAGCACAGUUAACAUUAAAUGUGCGAGUUAUACCGUUUGAAUCUAAAUAUUGUGUCAAUUUUUUUUUUUUAUAUGAAUUUUGGUAAGUAUAACCAAAAAUCUUGUACCCAGUUGAAAAAUUGUUUAAAAAAGCAGUUCGUAUAUAAUAUGAUAAUUAAAUAUUAAUACUAUUUAUUAUGAUGUAUUAUAUUUAACAGUAUUAUUUUUUAUGAAUAAUAUUAUAAUAGCUGAAAUUUAA